This is a messenger RNA of Triplophysa dalaica, 3907 nucleotides long. Its product is annotated as GTPase IMAP family member 8-like. Lineage: Eukaryota; Metazoa; Chordata; Actinopteri; Cypriniformes; Nemacheilidae. The record is from RefSeq and is a predicted model, not a curated record. Bases 964 to 3153 code for a protein of 729 amino acids. The transcript has 5 exons. Gene Ontology annotation, molecular function: GTP binding.
GUACUCUUUAAACACGGCCCGCGGGCCGUACAAUGCCCAGGACUGUACUAGACAAUAGUACAAUAACGUUACUGAUACUACGAGGGGCAUAGGAAGGGAUCACUAACAAGGGAAAAUUAGAUAGGACAGGUGAGGUGAAAUCAAACACUGAGGGGAAGCUAACGGGAAAACGAGGGGGGAGGUCAGACGAGACUGGAGGGAGCACAUGGCACUCCAUCUUACCAAGAUCCUUCAACAUUGACCAUAUGUUCUGGCCCAGCGCUACCUAUAGGCAGAGCAGGCAGUCAUAUCUCUUUUACGCUAAUUGCUGUUGUUUAUCAUCACGAAAGAUUAUUCUUUUUAUGCGUUUUAAAACCCUUGCUCAUUAAAACUUUCUAUUGAUUUGUCAUUUCGAAGUGAGCACACAUACAGCCAGUUCUCAUACAGCGCAAGUUCAAAAGUAAAAUUCUCAAUCGCGUCUUUGUCAUGACUCUGCUUCUUAUGGUCAUGUUUUUCUUAGUCUUGUGGCAGGAUCAUGACAAACCCACAUGUUUUUUGUGGGGAGAGACAUGGGAUUCACGAUGAAAUCAGAAGUGUCUUGAUAGACUGUCUAUAGAUGAGAUGAUUUCAAAAGUUUCUCCAGUUGUAGAUGCUUAGGAGUCUUCUAUUACUGGGUGUAAGAAUUGUUAACUUUGCCUGCCCUGAGGACAGAUAAAAAUAGGUAGAAGGUGUGUUUAGCACUUAAACAAUAUAAACAAUUGAAUUGGGGAAAAGCUGACAGUAGGCAUUCUUGGGUGAAUGUUGAUCAAGUGUGUUUUCACUUGUUCCAGGAAGUACACAAAUGAUGUUCAACCAGUUUCAACUAGUUUGUUGUUUCCUGUUCAGUAGAACAAGACAACGAAGAUUCAAAAACUUCUUAGAUCUUCCCCUUAACAGAGGUGUAGAAGAAAUAUUCUCAUUAUUCAAGAAGUGUGUCGGUCCUGGAUGAUGGCGCGUGUUUCACAUCUCCUCGCGGACUCACUGAAUGAACUACUAAAAGAUCAAUUGAAAAGGUUUCAGUGGCUCCUGAUCACUGGUUUUGGUAUUCCACGUUCUGAACUGGAGAAGACAGAUGUCUUAGAUACAGUAGAUAAGAUGGUGGAACGUUUUACAGAAGAAAAAGCUGUGAAUAUCACGGUAGACAUCCUAAAGAAGAUGGGCCUAAACCAGCUGGCGGAACAGCUCGAGAACACACACAAAACCAAGAGGAUUGUUUUGCUGGGUGAAGAUCCUUCCACGAUCAAUCGAGUAGGAAACUUCAUGUUAGGAAAACCAGUGUUUGAGAGUGAAUUUCCUCCAGUAGAUUAUCACAGUGAGAGAGUCAGAGGAAAACACAUGACACUCAUCAACUGUCCUCAUCUGCUCCAGCCCAACCUCUCAUCUCAUCAUAUCACACAGACACUGAGAGAGUGUGUGUAUCUGUCUGAUCCAGGACCUCAUGCCAUCAUGCUGAUCUUUAAACAUGACGAUGAGUGUUCAAGAGAAGAUCAAGAGCGUGUUGAGACGAUCCUCAAUUCUUUCUCUGACAGUGUUUAUGAACACGUACUGGUGAUGACAACACACGACUCAAACAGAGUUCAUCACACUGUCAAUAAAAACAUUCAGCAACACAUAGACAAAUGCUCGAACAGACACUUCAGACUGGAGGCAAACAGCUCUCUUGAUGAACUUAAGGAGACAUUAGACUCAAUUUUACAAAUGAACAGCAGACGUUAUCUGAUUUGUGAAAAAUCUCUCACAAUGAUGAAGCAGCCAGAAGAAAGAGAUGUUGUGAAGCUGAAUGUGGUUGUGUGCGGAAGUGAAAGAAGCUUAAGAGACAGAAGAUUGAAAAGCUCCAUCUUAAAGCUGAUGUUGAAAGAGGGGAGCAGAAGAUCAGACUGUGUGAUGAAGAUAGAGAUGGAGGUAUGUGGACGUCUGAUCAACCUGCUAGAGCUUCCAGCUCUCUUCAACACUUCAGUGUCAGCUGAGGAGCUGAUGCGUCAAACUCUCUGCUGUCUGUCUCUCUGUCAUCCUGGAGUUCACGUGUUUCUCCUCAUCGUUCCUCAUCAUCCGCUCACUGAUGACCACAAAGCUGAAAUGGAGGCGAUACACAGAAUAUUCAGCUCAAGAAUCAAAAAUCACAUCAUGAUUCUCAUAAUGCAGGAGUCUGAACACACAACAGCAGAACUAGACGGAGUCACAGAGUCUGUUAUUAAGCAUUAUGCAGAACGGUUUCAUUUUUUUAAUCCAAACACACGAGUGUCCACUUUACUGGAGAGAAUUGAGCAGAUGGUAGAAGAUAACAGUGGAGCUUCUUUCACUACACAGAAUUUUUUAGAUGAGCAGAUAAAGUUGAUGAAAUCUAAAGAGAUGAAGAGGAAUAUCAAAUCACCAGAGAAUACAGAUGCUGUGCGGAUUGUGCUGUUGGGUAAGACUGGAGUUGGAAAGAGUGCUACAGGAAACACAAUCUUAGGAAGAGAAGCUUUUAUUUCUGACACGUCUCCAGAGUCAGUUACUAUAAAGUGUCAGAAAGAAACAGCUGAAUUCAACAAAAGAUUCAUCAGUGUGAUCGACACUCCAGGACUGUUUCAUACUGAACUGAGUCAUGAAGAGAUUCAGAGAGAAUUGAUCAACUGUUUCUCCAUGAUUCUGCCUGGACCUCAUGUGUUCCUCUUGAUGGUUCCACUGGGACGUUUAACUAGAGAAGAGGCAAUAUUGGUGAAGAUCAUUCAAGAGAUGUUUGGUCAAACCUCUAGAAUGUAUAUCAUGUUGCUUUUCACCAGAGGAGAUGAUCUGAAGAAUAAAACCAUUGAAGAGUGUUUGGGAAAACCUGGAUCUCCUUUGAGAAACCUGGUAGAAGAGUGUGGAAACAGAUAUCAUGUGUUUAAUAAUUUUGAGACUGAAGACCGCACACAAGUUUCUGUUCUACUGGAGAAAAUAGACCACAUGGUGACAGCAAAUGGAGGGAGUUACUUCUCAUUUAAUAUGUUCAGAGAUAUGGAGAGAGAAAAACAAGAACAGCUCAUGAAGAUAAUGAUAGAGAGAAUUGAAGAAUUGAUCAUAGAGAGAGAAGAAGAGAGAGAGAGAAUUAAGAUUAUGAAGGAGGAAGAAACUGAAAAUGAUAAAACUAGUGAUGGGGGAUGUUCAUUAUCAUAAUUAAUUCAUGAUUUAGGGUAACAAAAACAUUUCUGGUGCGGCAGAAUGUCAAGUACUGUAUUAUGCACGGGUAAUAAUAUUAAAGGGUAAGGGUUUUUUCAGUUGUAUAACUGAGUGAUUAAAGUAAUGGAAAAUAUUAAUUUUGAUUACAUUUUAUAUGUUAUAUUGUGUAAAUAAUGAAAACCAGAACAGGGCAUCGUUAGGCACAACUGGAGCCAAAAUUGGAGAGAGAGAGAUAGAGAGAGAGAUGGAGAGAAAGGGAGAGAGAGACAUGGAGAGAGAGUUAGAGACAUGGAGAGAGAGAGAGAGAGAGAGAGAGAGAGAGAGAGGACAGUGAAGGGGUGCCUUCUCUCAAUGCAAUAAAGAUAUCCUGUGAACUAGAUGUCAAUGUGUGGAUAUUAUCCAAAUUAUCUUUUGCUUCACCAAUCAUAAAAUGCAUAUUUACUCAAGUUAUUAUGUAGAUUAGUUGUCUCUGUUAGCAUAAACACAACAGUAUUGAAUGUAAUGGGAGGUCUGUCUUGGGAAGUACAAAUCAUUUUUCUACAGUAAUUUUUUCUUUUAUUGAUUUCGUCCAUCAAUCCUUGUAUUCAUUAGUCAUAACUGGUCUAUGAGUAUUUACUGUAAUUUCUCCCUACAGCAGAAAUGAAAUAAAAAAUGAGUGUGAUAAAAAGAUUUUAAUAAAGUUUAACUAUGUUUUAUUAGAUACCAUCAUAUUUCAAUCUGUCCUCCAACUAAUACGACGAGAAAAGUCGUU